Suillus plorans is the source of this 1698-nucleotide messenger RNA. RefSeq lists its product as uncharacterized. The record is from RefSeq and is a predicted model, not a curated record. The transcript is spliced from 2 exons. Bases 1 to 1698 code for a protein of 565 amino acids. Lineage: Eukaryota; Fungi; Basidiomycota; Agaricomycetes; Boletales; Suillaceae.
AUGACUACUGUUCACUAUGAUUUGCGACCCCUCAAUCAGCGCGCUUGGAAGAUACUUCCCACACUGAAACCUCCCGGCGCUCUACCAAACUCACCCUUCGACUCACCAUUGAUGGCCUUGGACGACACCCCUGAGACAGCACCCUUCGAGGUGACUAGAUCGGAGACAUCUGUCCUUAGGACCAUCCGCUCUUGCAGUGACGUCAUCCGGGUGAGAAGCCCUUGGUUUGGCCUUCGUGGCCCCAAGGAGAAGACCAUGGAGCAGGUCUCCGUGGCAGAGAAUACCCCUGAUAACCAUACUGAGUCAGUAGAGGACGUGAAUAGAAUAUUGAGUAUGACCUUACCUCCUGCUCCUAGUGCAGCAGGUCCAGACUCUGAAAGCGAUGAGUCCGACGAUGACGGUUGUCCUUGGAUCACGGUUCGACAAAAGCAAAGCCCUGAGGGUGCCUUUUCCGGCAAAGUGAAACCGGACCCUGCUGAACCUCAUGUGUUGAUGAUGGAGCAGGAGAGCCUCGUGAGAGAGGCUGAGCGUCGUCUAACACACGACGAACAUGAGAAAUUGCAUCGAAGACAGUCUAAGAUACACUCACAAGCUGAAUCCCACACAUCCUUAGCAGCGGGACCCUCAAAGGGUAAAGCAACGGACCCAAGGAAAUGGGGAGCAUCUGGUCUUGACAAAGGAGACCUAGAUCUGGACACCCAGCACACUGCAUUCGAAGCCUGGAAUGCUGCUAAGGCAGCAAGAGAGGUGACCAGCAAUGGCGAGGAAGAAGGCAGCUUAGAACACGUGCCUGAGGUCAAGAGCAUCAAGGUGUCCAAGGAGGAACUCAAAAGGCUCAUACACAAACGAGCUGUAGAAGCUGUCCGCGUUGCGGAGGUUAGACUAGAAUGCAAAUAUGAGAAAAAGAUUCGCAAGCUCAAGAAAGACUCAGCACCUACCAAGGAAAGCACUGGGACAGCGGUGCGUCUGCAGCCGGUGCAGUCUAUGAUCGAGAAGGUUGUAAAACCCUUGACCAAGACCCGAGCUGCAAGUGAGAUGCCUCGGGCAAUGCAGCCAGUGCACCAAGUGACGGCCCAGAGCUACAUUGGGCGGGCGCUCAGUAGAGUUCAGUCCAGAGAACCCAAAGGAAAAACUCACAACGAUUCUGAUCCGUCAAGCGAUGACCCGAGUAGUAGCAGCUCGAGCGAGUCGACAUUGAGCGAAUCGUCCAACGAAGCAUCCAAAAGUUCGACAACUGACUCCCGUAAGAAAUCUUCAAAGAAGAAGAAAAAGAAGAAACAUACCAUCUUGAAACCGGUACCUCCCACAGUGUAUGAUGGGGAGGUAGACUCUAGGGCGUUUCACAGGUUCAUAACUGAAGGAACCGCUUAUGUAAAGGAUGGGUGUGUCAAGCACAAGGCGCGCGUAUUCACCUUGUCGAGGUACUUGACUGGUAAAGUGCAUGAGUUUUAUAUCAGAGAAGUGGCGGGAGACCCUUACUGUUGGCAAUUGCCUGAGUUCUUCAACGAACUAUUCAACCACUGCUUUCCAGUCAAUUUACAGACUGAACUGUGUGCCAAGCUUAAGAAAUGCUACCAGAAUGAUAAGACAGUAAGAGCUUACUUCUAUGAGCUCAGCAAGCUGUGGAACAUGAUUGGGGACAUCGACAAAAGACAUCGUGUUGAACGGUUGUGGUUUGGCUUGAGAACCAACAUCUAA